UGUUCAUCCAUGGUUGAGGACUAUUGUUGAACUCUUUCCCUAAAAAAAUGGCUUCAUCUCUGUUCACUCUGCUUUUCCUAAGACGCCUCACACUCUCUUCUAAACCCCAACUUAAACCCCACAGCUUUCCUCCCUCCUCACUCUCCACCAUCGUUAAACCAAAGCCCUUCUCUUCUGUUUCCCCGCAACCUGAGGGACUUUCCAGUCACGAGUCAUUGAAAGCAACCUCUCUCUCGGCGCGUUUGGACUUUGUAUUUGACCAAAUUGAUCAAAUUGAGAAACAAAAACAACAACAAUCGCUCGAGAACGACGACACCCUCCAACGUAUCCGAGCUUGGCGUCAAUCAAAAAAGGAAUCUCAACCAACCCAACACCAAUUUCAAUCCAAAGAAAAAAACCCAGAUUCCGGAAUUACUAGAAAUGAUGAAAAUCCUACUGAGUUCAGUUCUUCACCCUCGCCCGAGUUAACCGAGUCACAAACCAAUGGUGCCCUUCGGCGGAUUCGUGCUUGGAGGGAAUCCAAGUAUGGGGGAAAUAAAGAAUGUACAGAAGGUGAAGCUGCUGAAAAUGAGUCUAAAGUUAGUGUUUUAACGACUGAUCCAGUGACUGAGCUAGAACUGGGGAGGCAAAAGGGGAAGGACUUGGAGGUGGUGCAUCUAUGGCCGGAGUGGAUAGAGUUGAUGGAGAGAUUAGUGCAGCAAAACUACUUUGAUCAUAAAAGAAGAGACGAGGAGAAGAUGGUGGAAGAGAUGGGAUUCGAUAUGAGUAAUGUUGCUGAGGAAGUCAAGGAUGAUGCUGGAAUUGAUUUUAAGGACUUCAAGACUGUGCAAACUGCUUGUCUUAAUUUCGGGAAGGACCGUUUUGAUAUAUUGAGGUCAUUAUCGAGACAGGAUAUCCAAAAUUUGGUUGGUUUUGGAUGCCCAAGUGCAGACAAGAAGGUGGUUUUCUCUGCUAAAGUCUUGAGGAAAUAUGUUCAACUUGAUGAAGGAGAUGUUUGUAGUUCCUGCAGUUUGAGGAAUUCUUGUGAGAAAGCAUAUCUCCCAACGAACAAAGAGGACGAGGCACGGACUACCGAUGUUAUGCGUGUCCUGUUGACCUAUGGUUUUGAUUAUGUCAAUGGUUCCAUCGUAAAUGAAUCUGUUCUGAAACAGAAGUCUUUAAAGACUGUUGUCCGUAAGUUGCUUUACGAGGUUGUGAAGUUGAGUUCCGUUCCCAUAGACCCGAAUCUUCCACCUCCUGUAUUUAAGAAGCCUCCACCAAAAGUGAAGCAACCUCCUCCUCCUCCAAAGAAGCGUGUAGGGCGGGAUGACAUUGAGAUGAAGAAGGGUGAUUGGCUAUGUCCCAAGUGCAACUUCAUGAAUUUCGCAAAGAAUACGGUCUGUCUACAGUGUGAUGCCAAGCGUCCCAAGAGACAAUUGCUUCCUGGAGAAUGGGAAUGUCCAGAGUGCAAUUUCUUAAACUACAGGAGAAAUAUGGCAUGUUUUCAUUGUGAUUGCAAGCGACCACCUGAUGCCUUUAUGGAGAGUAAAAUACAAGAAACUCGACCCGGUUCAAGAACAAGGUUGGAGAAGGCUGCCUGGCGAUCCGAGGUCUCUAAUGGUUGGAAUUUUGACUUUGAUGAUGAUGAAUCAGAUGGGGCAGAUGUUGCUGGCUUUGAGUAUGCAGAUUCUUCGCUAAAGGGUGAAGCUUCUCCUUUGGGCAAUCAGGCUCAUGGAGGGAAGUUUAGAGGGCUUGAAGAUGAUUUCGAUACUUCUCGCCGAGCCUCGAGGGUCCAUGAAAGGGUAUAUUCAGAUACUGAUAGCAGUAAACUUGGAAUCGGGUUUGAUGAUUUUGAUGAUGAAGAUGAUAUUGAUAGUUAUGAGAUAGAUUCCCAGCAAAAUAAUCCAAGGCAGAAAGCUUCUUUGAAUGCUUACUCUGAUAAAGAGCUGUUUUUGGAGUUUGAAGAUAGUGAUAGUUCUAAUAAUAGUAAUGUUGCUGGUCAAAGGACAAGGUUUCCAUCUUACAGCAAACCAUCUAAACACGAGCGUAAAAAAGUAAUGUUAUCCGACACCGAGGAUGAAUUAGAUUUUGAUUCAGAUGAAGACCUUUCAGUUCGUCGAAACUGGAAAUCGAGGCAUGUAUCUGACUCUAAGCAUAGGAGUGGAGGCAACUUGCAUCACAGAGGAAGUUCUGGUUUUCAAGGUGUCUCCUUCUCCGGUUCGGACUAUGAAAAUGAUGGCCCACAGUCCAAGAGAAAUGAGUCGAGACAGAAUAAACUAGGAUCUACCAGACUUGGAAACAAUGCGAGCAACCGUGGUGAUUAUAACUUGAGAAACGAUUCACGAUCUAGGUCGAACACCAAGAUGAAUGGCGGAAGAAACUACUCCGAUAAUUCUGAUAGAUCAUAUCGAGAUUCCCGGUGCAAUAAUAGGAGGUUUGGAGAGGAUGAUUAUGGCAAACAGAUAACAAAUAACAUGCAGAAAUUCAAGGGUGGAAAGUCUCGUGAACAUAGUAGGGAGAUGGAUGAUCCUAGUGAAUUUAAAAAUAGCAGGCGUGUUAUUGAAAGAUAAGUCGAAAUUGUGACCCAUUUUUUAAUUAUCUUUUGAAUGCGGGCAAUCCUAUA
Molecule: messenger RNA, 2602 nt
Organism: Hibiscus syriacus
Lineage: Eukaryota; Viridiplantae; Streptophyta; Magnoliopsida; Malvales; Malvaceae
Exons: 6
Coding region: 48-2549 (833 amino acids)
Cellular component (GO): cytoplasm
Molecular function (GO): mRNA binding
Source: RefSeq, a predicted model, not a curated record